Prosopis cineraria is the source of this 2627-nucleotide messenger RNA. RefSeq names its product cytochrome P450 714A1-like. Gene Ontology annotation, molecular function: monooxygenase activity; oxidoreductase activity, acting on paired donors, with incorporation or reduction of molecular oxygen; heme binding. The transcript is spliced from 7 exons. Bases 398 to 1996 code for a protein of 532 amino acids. The record is from RefSeq and is a predicted model, not a curated record. NCBI's taxonomy places the organism in Eukaryota, Viridiplantae, Streptophyta, Magnoliopsida, Fabales, Fabaceae.
AAUAAAAUUAAAUCCUUACGCUCUUUCUAAAAGGGAGCAUAUAUAUCAUUAGGCAAGGAGAGUUGAAACAAGUAGUGGAUAAAUUAAUUUUUCAGAAAUACACGAAACUUUGUUGAGCUACUGACAACAAAAAGCGGUCUUCAUUGUAUGUAGUGAUGUGAAAGCGGAGGAGUCAGUCCACGGGAAGGAAUUAUAUAUUUGGAAGAAAUUAAAGCCCUGGCGGGGAGAAGGACAGAGGGGACGACCAGGAAUUGGGCGUAUUGGAAGAGAGGCCUUUAAUUUUCUAAUCAAAGAGCAAACAGAGAGUGUGAGAGUCAGAGUUGGGGGUUGGGGCGGGGGGCAUUAUAUUGAAGAAUCUUGUGCAUAAAUCUGUGGGGGAAGAAGAAGAUCGGAGUGGAUGGAGGUAGGCUGGUGUUGGUGGGUCGGUGUGGUGGGGAUGAUGCUGAGCUGGAUGGCGUACAUGGUGUGCAGCGGCAGCGGGUGGGGGAAAUCGGAGAGGGUGAGGAGGAAGCUGCGAAUGCAGGGGAUCAGAGGCCCUCCUCCUUCCUUCCUCUACGGGAAUCUGCCUCUGAUGCAGAAACUUCAGUCUCAGGCCAAACCCGCCUCUCUCCCCGGCCCCCACCAUUCCCAUCUCUUCGUCGCCCACGACUACACCUCCAACCUCUUCCCUUACUUCGAGCACUGGCGGAAACAGUACGGUCUACUGUACACGUAUUCCACAGGGACGAAGCAGCAUCUUGUUGUGAACGACCCGGAGCUAGUGAGAGAGAUGAACCGGUGUCUCACUUUGGAUUUUGGAAAGCCCUCUGACGUCACCAACAGGCUCGCUCCCUUGCUCGGAAACGGCAUUUUAAGAGCCAAUGGUCUUAGUUGGGCCCACCAGAGGAAGCUUGUUUCAGCUGAGUUCUUCAUGAGCAAAGUUAAGGGUAUGGUGGGGCUCAUGAUAGAAUCAGCGCGGCCUAUGUUGUCACAAUGGGAGCAGUCAAUUAACGAGGUUGGAUCAUCAGGAGAAGUUGAGGUUGAAGUUCAAGCAGAUUUGAGGGGCUUCUCUGCUGACGUCAUUUCAAGGGUCUGUUUUGGCCAUUCCUAUUCCAAGGGAAAAGAAGUUUUCUCCAAGCUUAGAACCAUGCAAAAGGCAAUGUCCAAGCAAGGCGGCUUCCUUUUUGGCCUCUCUGGGCUUCCCUCUAAGGUCAAUUUGUGGAGAAGGAAGGAGAGCGAGAUGAGCAAAUUAGAGAGAGAGGUAGAGUCGCUGAUAUGGGAGUUAGUGGAGAAACGCAAGCGAGAAGGGCGAUCAGAGACAAGCUCACGUAAUGGGAAGGAUCUGAUGCAGUUGCUUCUGGAAGAAGCCAAGAGUGAUGAGAGUGUAGGUGAGGACUUGUCCAAGAAAUUCAUAGUGGAUAACUGCAAGAACAUCUACUUCGCUGGCCAUGAAACCACUGCCGUUGCCGCCUCUUGGAGCUUGAUGCUUCUUGCUUUACACCCUCAAUGGCAAUCUGCCAUCAGACAUGAGGUUGCUCACUUUUGCCCUAAUGGUAUCCCAACCGCAGAUUCUCUCCCCAACCUCAAGAAGAUGACAAUGGUGAUUCAAGAAGCUCUGCGAUUGUAUCCACCGGCAGCUUUUGUGUCAAGGGAGGCAUAUGAAGACAUUCAAAUAGGAAACCUGUUGGUUCCGAAAGGGGUUUGUGUGUGGACUCUGAUCCCAAGGUUGCACAGAGACCCUGAUAUAUGGGGACCGGAUGCUAAUGAGUUCAAGCCAGAAAGGUUCAGCGAUGGUGUCUCCAACGCUUGCAAGUUCCCACAAGCAUACGUGCCCUUCGGAGUGGGUAAUCGGUUGUGCUUGGGCAAGAACUUUGCUCUGGUCGAGUUGAAGGUUGUGCUCGCCCUCAUCGUCUCCCGUUUCAGCUUCUCUCUUUCAACUUCCUACAAGCACUGUCCAGCUUACAGAAUGAUUAUAGAGCCAGGAUAUGGUGUGCAUAUCCUCCUUCACAGGAUCUAACCUCCCAGUGCUGAUACGAGAAGAAGUCAGAAGCAAACACUCCUUGCGUUGCGAAAGGGGAUGAACGCGUGCAAGCCACUACCAAAGUUGAUUAAGGAAAAACCCAACUUGAUAACGGAAAGAAAUCUAUCGAUGGAGUUGGGCCAGAAGAACAAAGGGAUUCCAAAACGUGACAUUGUAAGAAACCAUAUUGUGGUUAGCGUCACCGUCAACUAAUUGGGUUGCAAGAAGAUUGUUAAGGAUAAUGUCAGCCCAAAUCAUCCCUCCCCUGCACUGAUCUCUUCCCCAGACUCGCCGGCACAGAGUAAAAGACGAAGGUUCGAUUUGACAGUGGAUGAAGGUUCGAUUGAAUGCUCCGUCUUGAGCCAUGGGAAUCCCAAUGACAGGUGAAUAUUGUUUGCAAGAGAGGCUAUAGGUUGUAAGCUACUUAGCUAAGCAUGAACGUGGAUCAUCCUUUGCCAUAGAAUGGAUUCCCCAUUUACCUUCAGGUCGUUCCAGUAUUUAUUGGAUGAAUAGGCAAUUAUUGUCUAGAUCACUUGUACUUUGUUUGGUACUGUUUUAGUUUUUAUCUUUCAAGGGCUCUCGCUUGCCUUUAUAAUAAUAAUAAUAAUAAUAAUAAUAAUAAUAAUAA